GAACACGUACGCUAAAAAGAAAACACCAAAAAGAUGAAGCCAGUCGUGGAAGUAAUCUCUACAGAAAUGGUUAAACCUUCGUCUUCUACACCUCACCAUCUUCGUCACUACAAUCUCUCGUUCAUCGACCAGAUAACUCCCCAAGUCAACAAUUCUAUGGUCUAUUUCUUCGAUGCCGAUGAUGUCGCAAACAAAUUCAACAUCAACGAGGUUUCCGACCACCUCAAGAAAUCAUUAUCUCAAGUCUUAACUCACUUUUACCCACUCGCCGGAAGACUCAUCAGCGAAAACCUAAUCGUAGAUUGCAAUGACGAGGGUGUCCCUUUCAUAGAAACCAGAGUCAGUUGCCACCUCCGCCACAUUACCGACAACCCCUCUCUGGCUGACGUCAGCAAGCUGCUUCCCUACGACAUGGAUGAAAUGGUCAACACACUCCUCGGAGCCCAAUUCAAUGUCUUCGAUUGCGGUGGAAUAGCCGUCGGAGUAUGCAUCUCCCACAAGGUCGGCGAUGCGCUGUCGUAUUUCCAGUUCAUCAAGAGCUGGGCCGCCGUGACACGUGGCGAACCGGCAGAACAAAUCAGAACCCACUUCAAAUCUUCCUCACUCUUUCCGCCAAAAGACACGUCGGGAUUCUACCGAAGAACUUCAACAAUCGGGAAGCACAAAAUUGUGUGCAAGAGGUUCGUGUUUGAAGCAUCUGUAAUAGAAUCUCUGAGAACAAAAUAUUCUCAAAAGAUCGAGAACGUUCCAGAAGGCCAACAACCACCUUCAAGAGUAGUAGCAGUAUCAGCUUUCCUUUGGACACGGUUUGUUGCCGCUACUAAGAAAGAAGGAAGCAAACAGAUUCACUUGGUCGGAUGGACAGCGAAUCUACGCCCAAGAAUGGAGCCGCCACUGCCGGAACAUGCGUUCGGAAACUAUUACUGGUAUCUCCAAACGUUUCCAACGUUAGAUGAACAAGGAGAGUGUAAUGACGACCUUGGAAGCCUGUUGAGACAAGAGCUCAGCAAAAUCGACAAAGAUUUUGUUGUGAAGCUUCGAGAAAGAGAAGAAUGCUUGAACCCUAUUAGAGAAGACAUUUUUAGGGCAAUUGAGAAGGGAGAGAUGGUUCCCUUUAGUUUCACGUCACUGUGCAGGUUUCCGGUGUACGAGGUUGAUUUCGGAUGGGGGAAUCCAACGUCGGCAGUACCUCCGACAUGGAAAUUCAAGAAUUUGGUCUCUUUAAAAGACACCAAAUCAGGUGGUGGCAUUGAAGCGUACGUCAGCUUGACGGAGGAUGACAUGGCUAAAUUUGAACGUGACGUGGAACUUGUUGCUCACGUUUCUACCACGGGGUUGAAAUAAUGUUUGAGUAAUCACUACUAUGUUAAAGUCGGUGUCCUUUCCUUUGGGUGUUUAUUUUCCAUUUCCGUACAGUGUUUUUGUUAUAAUUGUCCUCUGCGUCUAACAUUGAGUGCUGGUCUGUUGAUUGAAAGACGUGGGGUUGUUAUUGUUUACUUGUUUACUUGUUUACUGUAACUGUAUGUGUGCGGUGGCGAGGCCAAGAUAUGUAGUCAUGGCGCAAGAUAAUAUAAUUUUAAAGUUAAUUUUUAAAA
Messenger RNA from Prosopis cineraria, 1595 nucleotides. RefSeq names its product stemmadenine O-acetyltransferase-like. The coding region runs from base 34 to 1344 and encodes 436 amino acids. The transcript has a single exon. The record is from RefSeq and is a predicted model, not a curated record. NCBI's taxonomy places the organism in Eukaryota, Viridiplantae, Streptophyta, Magnoliopsida, Fabales, Fabaceae.